Molecule: messenger RNA, 1824 nt
Organism: Penicillium diatomitis
Lineage: Eukaryota; Fungi; Ascomycota; Eurotiomycetes; Eurotiales; Aspergillaceae
Gene: cp1
Product: putative carboxypeptidase S1
Exons: 2
Coding region: 1-1824 (607 amino acids)
Biological process (GO): proteolysis
Cellular component (GO): fungal-type vacuole
Molecular function (GO): serine-type carboxypeptidase activity
Source: RefSeq, a predicted model, not a curated record
AUGGUCUUCGCUGCAUGGCUAGCAGCAGCUUCGUUGGCAGGGAGUGCUGUUGCGCAAUACUUUCCGCCACUCCCAUCGGGCCUGACGGUCGUCGAAUCAAAGCAUGAGAAAGGGGUAAAGAUCUCUUACAAGCAGCCGGGUAUUUGCGAGACAACGCCGGGGGUCAGAUCGUACUCCGGAUACGUGCACUUGCCUCCGGGGACUUUGAAAGAUGUCGGCAUGGAGCAGAAGUAUCCGGUCAACACAUUCUUUUGGUUCUUUGAGGCUCGACACGAUCCGAUGAACGCUCCCUUGUCCAUCUGGAUGAAUGGAGGACCGGGCAGCUCGUCGAUGAUCGGUCUCUUGCAAGAGAACGGUCCAUGUCUCGUCAAUGCCGACAGUAAUUCCACGGAGCUUAAUCCGUGGUCGUGGAACAAUUACGUCAAUAUGCUGUACAUUGACCAGCCGAAUCAAGUCGGCUUCAGUUACGAUGUUAUAACAAACGGGACCUUUGACCAGGUCGCUCAGGCGUGGAAUGUCUCUAAAUGGGAACAUGGAGUUCCCGAACAGAAUAACACGUUCUACGUUGGCACUACAGCGAGUGGAAAGGCCUCGGCGGCCGCGAAUGGAACUGAAGAUGCAGCACGUUCGUUGUGGCACUUUGCACAGACCUGGUUCUCUGAAUUCCCCGAGUACAAGCCAAAUGACGACCGAGUGAGCAUCUGGACGGAAUCCUAUGGCGGUCGUUAUGGUCCAGCGUUCACGGCGUUCUUCCAAGAACAGAACGAGAAAAUUCGAAACGAGAGCGUAAACGCCGCGAGCGAGUCGCAUUACAUCCACCUCGAUACAUUGGGUAUCAUCAACGGCUGUGUCGAUCUCCUCGUCCAAGCACCAUCCUACCCCAUCAUGGCGUUCAACAAUACCUACGAUCUACAGACCAUCAAUGAGACCGUCUAUCAACGGGCUAUGCAUGCCUGGGGUCGGCCCGGUGGCUGCAAGGACCAGAUCCAGCAAUGUCGAGCUCUUGCCGCCGAGGGUGACCCACAGAUGCAUGGCACCAACGAGACGGUGAACAAAGUCUGCCGCAAAGCCGGUGAUUUCUGCAGCAACACCGUCGAGGGACCCUACGUGAAGUUCGCAGGUCGGGGCUACUACGACAUUGCCCACAAGUCCCCGGACCCAUUCCCACCCAACUACUUCCUCGGAUUCCUCAACCAGCACUGGGUUCAAGGUGCACUUGGCGUCCCCAUCAACUUCACCGAGUCUAGUUCAGGCGUGUAUGAGGGUUUCCAAUCCACAGGCGAUUAUGCCCGUGCUGAUGUCCAUGGAUACCUCGACGAUAUCGCCUACGUUCUGGAUUCCGGCAUCAAGGUCGCCCUGGUUCACGGCGACCGCGACUACGCCUGUGACUGGAUCGGCGGCGAAGAUGUGAGCUUGCGCAUACAACAUGCGCAGGCUGAUGCUUUCCGUGCCGCAGGCUAUGCGCCACUCCACAUCAAUAAGUCGUACGUGGGAGGCCAGGUGCGGCAAUAUGGUAACUUUUCUUUCUCGCGAGUCUACCAGGCUGGCCAUGAGAUCCCAGCUUAUCAGCCGCAGACUGCAUACGAGAUCUUCCAUCGGGCGCUCUUCAAUCGGGAUCUGGCCACGGGAAAAAUUGACACGGCCAAGAAUAAGUCCUAUUCUACAGAGGGACCCGCGUCGACGUGGCACAUUAAGAAUGAUGUGCCUGAGAGUCCUGAACCUGAAUGCUAUAUUCUGGCGCUUGAGGCGACAUGUACAGACGAGCAGAUUGCCAGGGUUGUCAAUGGGACGGCUGUCAUCAAGGAUUAUAUUGUAGUUGGUUGA